Molecule: messenger RNA, 3809 nt
Organism: Pseudomyrmex gracilis
Lineage: Eukaryota; Metazoa; Arthropoda; Insecta; Hymenoptera; Formicidae
Product: zinc finger BED domain-containing protein 1-like
Exons: 4
Coding region: 585-2783 (732 amino acids)
Molecular function (GO): DNA binding; protein dimerization activity
Source: RefSeq, a predicted model, not a curated record
CCAGGUCCUCGAGUGCUGCGCGAGUCCGCCAUUACGGUGAUAAUACUCGAAUCGAUCACGACGAGGUCUAUAGAUAAACGAGAUUCCCUCUCGGCGAACGUGGCGCAAAAGUCGAUAUCGCAUCGUUCGGGGACGAGUCGAUAGCCGGUUCCGCGGACAUCGUUCUUUUCGACGCGAGAAAUUGAACUUCGAUACACCGCGGAAAUAAUCCAUCGACGGGCGCACGAGGGGAGAUUGAGAGAUAUAUCGUGAACGCGCGUGUACGCGCGUAAAUUUGUGUUGUUGACUCGUGCCGCGUACACCCCGAGCGAGCUUGUGAAUCGUCGUGGACGACGGGGCCGCGCGCGUGGACAACGGGACGGGAUGCGCGUUGUCGCGUCGUUUGUGUAUUUUAAAUUAUGCAACGUGCGUGCAACGUUCGCGUUGACGGUGCGCGGCUGCUGACGCGAGAGCAACAACGUGGUAAAGCGGACGGGUGUCGCGUAAAAAAAACGCGUCCUAAAGAACCGCGUGUGUAAAAAAACGUUACACAUGCACCGACAGUUUGCGCGUUAAUUACGUUUAUUAAACGUGACAAAAACAACAUGGAGAAUAUUAAGCAAGCGAUAAUGGCAAACGGCUCGUCCAAGCUGGCCGGCACGUCGGACGACGGCAAGAACGACGUGCAGUUCACCCUCGCGAAAAUGAUGGACGAGAAGUACACAUAUACGUAUAAGAAGCUGGUGGUGCCGCCCUCGAUGAGAAGCAUUUACUGGAAAUUCUUCGGUUUUCCCGCCACCGACGACGGCGAUAUACUCACCAAAGUCAAGAUAGUUUGUAUACUGUGCAAGACGCAGAUCGCUUACAAUCGCAACACGAGCAAUCUACGCAUGCAUCUGCAGAACAAGCACGCACAGGAGCUGCUGGAGCUCGAAUCGGUCAGUCUCGGUUCCAGACAGGUCGUCAAUCAGGAACACAAGGAGCGCAAGACUCCCCACAAGAGAGUGCUGAAGACCGGUCUGGCUCCGGCGAAGUACAUUUACACGACCAACGUGGACGGUACGGUUCAGAUAGACGGUGACAUACAAUUCGUGACCGAUCCGAAUAUAAGCUUGUCGAACAUGGAGGAGGACAAUAUCGCGAUCGCCCAACCGCUGCGAGUUAUGAUCAAAGACGGUUCCGGGAUUAACGGCAACAAUCAGAACGUGGCGUUCCUCAUGUCCGAGGACAAUGUGACAAGUCAGUCGGUGGACGGGAAAACGGUGUCGGACGCUAUCGCGGAAUUCAUCGUGAUGGAUCUCCAAUUGCCGGAGAUCGUGGAGGGACGUGGAUUUCAAAGACUCGUGGCUACUCUGCGAUCACCCUGCGAGAUCCCGAGCAAGAACAAAUUGGAGGAGGAAAUAAUACCGAGGAUAUACGAUACCUUUCGAGAAUCGGUGGCUUCCUCGUUGUCCCUCAUCACUUUGGAAGUUGCGCUCACGAUCGAGGAGUGGAGAUCAAACAACGAAGAGAGUUUCGUCACCGUAUCGGUUUAUUAUCAAAACAUGGAAGAGGCUACGUUAGAGUGCAAAAUUUUGAGUACCCUUCACGCGCCCUUAGACUGGGACAGGACUCAGUGGGAGAACACUUUAGAUUCUCUGUUGCUCGAAUGGGACAUUAAAGUGGACAGAAUAACGGCAGUGGUGGUUAGCACAUCGAGGGAAGAAUUGCUUAUGGCGCUUAGUAAUCGAAAUUUGCCUGUUGUGCCGUGCUUGCUUCACACUCUGCAAGUGUGCGCGCAAACUUGCUUCGAAACUCCCGAAGUCGCUCAUAUAUUGUCGAAGUGCAGAGCAAUCAUCGGAGUCAUCAUAAGUCAUCCAUCCGCGUAUUCUGCGUUGACUCUGCAAGAACGAUUGAUAGAGUUGGAGGAAAAUGCAAUGUUGCUGGAUUAUGCAGUUAUAUGGAUAUCAACCUACAACAUGUUGGAGCAAAUGGUUUUGCGUCGUAACAUACUCCCAUCUAUAUUAGACAGUAUCGAAGGAUUGGAUCAGGAGAUGUUUGAAAUCACCAACGACCAGUGGAAAGUUAUUGAGGAUCUCGUGACGGUUCUUGAACCGUUCAAAGUCACCAUUAUGACACUGAGCGAAGAAAAAAUGCCUCUGAUAUCAUUGUUGAAGCCGUUACUUUGGCAACUUGUUUCCUCACAUCUCAAAGUAAAAGAUACGGACAGCGAGACUGCCAAAAAUCUCAAGGAAUCUCUAUCGGAUAUGUUGUGCGAGCGAUACGCGGACAGCAAUGUCACACUGUUACUGCAGAUCUCGACUACUUUGGAUCCUAGAUUCAAGGCACUGCCGUACGUUACCGAGGAGGAUAAAGCUGUAGUGAGCGCUCCCAUGAAGGAAAUGUUGACGAAGCUAAUUCAGGAGGAAUCCGGAGAUCCAGGCAUAAAGUCCGAGGACGAAACAGUACCAAGUAAAAAAAGUAGAUUAUCAGUAGGUAUGGAACUUUUACUUGGCGGUCUUUGCUCGACGAAAAGCGGAAUGUCUGCCGAGGAGAAGGCGGAUCUCGAGCUUGUCCAGUACCAGUCCGAAUCCCCGGCACCUCUGGAUUAUUGUCCGUUGCAAUGGUGGGCCAAGGUGUCGGCGAAGUGUCCGAAUCUAGCGAAACUGGCGAACAGAUAUCACUGCGUGCCCGCGUGUUGCGCACCCCCGACACGCAUCACGGCGGACAUGCAGAUUCAGUACGACACGAAGCGAGCGGCUUUACCACCUCAUCUGAUCGACAAACUGCUGUUUUUACACGGCAAUCACACCAUGCUGGGUUGAAAAUCAGGUGAGAAAAAGUGAACAUCUGCUGGUUUCAGAUAGAAGUUUCUGAAUCAACAGGAUGUUUUUUGUUUGCCUAAUUCAGAGAUACCUCGUCGAUAACAGUCUACCGGGACAGUUUACACACACACACAAAAUAUUUUCAUAAUAAAACGCGAACUCGCGAUAUAAUCUAAUGUGAGACAAGCAAACUCUGUACAAAGUAAUACUUAAAAUAAUAUCAAAUUUGUUCUCUAAUUUGUUUUGGACUUUCGUAGUUUUAAGAGAAAGAUAAAAUCUCAUAAAAAAAAAAAACAAAGAUCAACCACUGACCUAAAUGAUACGUACGUCAAGAAUUUCGUGGAGUGCGCGGUUCAUAAAAAAUCAAAAUUAAUUGAUUCAUUAGGUAAUUUUUACAUAAACUAUUUGGAUGUAAUCAAAAAAUGACACGGAUAAGAUUACAACAAAUCAGGAAUCAGCGCAAUUCGGACUUUGUCUUGAUCAAACGUGAGAAGAACGUGAAAUUUUUCCAAUUUUAUUUUUUCGCGACUUAUUCAGCAAAAGUUUGCACGUGCUGCGUUUGUUACAAAGACUCGUGACUGCUCAUUAGCUUUAUGAACUUUUAAGUAUAAGUAAUUAUGUUAGAGAUAAGUAUCGUUGUUUGAUAUGUAUCAAGAAAUUAGUUGGAUGUUUUUGUACAAUUGUAAGAUGUAUAAAUAUAUAUUUACUAUAGAUUUUCUAUAUAGACGCAAUCUUUCGAUAAAUACGAGCGUGUAUUAGUUAUGUAAUUAAAAUUACUUAUUUGCAAAUACACAAAACACAUUGAAAUAAAAUAUUGUAAAAGAAAAUGUAACAAUAUUGUAACUUUUCUAAUGUGUGUGUGCGUGUGUCUGCUUUUAGUCUUAAUUUGCAUAUUGUUUUUAACAAUAACAAUCUGCACUAUUAUUAUAUAUUAUCAUUACGAGAUACAGCAUUAGUGAAAAAUAUAAAAGUUUUGUAUUUUUCAUGCAAAGAUAGAGGCUGUUCCGACAUAUAUAUACAUAUAUU